Molecule: messenger RNA, 1686 nt
Organism: Artibeus jamaicensis (Jamaican fruit-eating bat)
Lineage: Eukaryota; Metazoa; Chordata; Mammalia; Chiroptera; Phyllostomidae
Gene: CCDC174
Product: coiled-coil domain containing 174
Exons: 11
Coding region: 65-1468 (467 amino acids)
Cellular component (GO): nucleus
Source: RefSeq, a predicted model, not a curated record
GGCAAAAAAAGCCUGCAGGGAUUUGUGAAGGUCUCAUCUCGGACUGGAAUACUCUUGCCUGACCAUGGACCGCAGGAAAAAGCCUUUGGAUGUCACGGCCUCCUCGUUGGUAGACCUUAAGGCCGAACUCUUUCGAAAACAAGAAGAAUUCAAACAAGAAAAACUUCUGAAAGAUUCUGGAGUUUUGGGAAAACCAAAAACAACUAAUAAGAAACCAAGUAUCUGGAACAAACAAAAUGCAGGAGUUUCAAAUCGAGCUGAGAAGGAUGCAGAACAGAAGAUAGAGGAACAGAAGACGUUAGACAAAGCCAGGGAGAAAUUGGAAGAAAAAGCUAAAUUAUAUGAAAAAAUGACUAAAGGAGACUUUAUAGAUGAAGAAGUGGAGGAUAUGUACCUUGUGGAUUUCACACAGAAGAUCAUAGACAAACGCAAAGAAAUGGAGGUGCUUGGUGCCAACAGAGGUUCUAGAAAGGCAGGAGAAAGAGAAGAUGAUGACGAAAAUCUUUCUGAAAAAGAUAUACCUCCUCCCCAGGACCCCAGUGAAGAAUGGGUGGAUUAUGUGGAUUCUUUGGGGCGAUCCCGGCGCUGCAUGAAAAAGGAUUUGCCACAUCUGCUGGAGAUGGAUAAAAAUCUUCAGGGGAGGCUUUUUGUUAGUCCUGCUAAUGAAAAAACCUUAUUAUCUGAAGAUAUGAGAAAAGAACUUCAGCGCCAGCAAUGGGAGGAAGAAGAACGGGAGGCUCUGAAAAGGCCGAUGGGGCCCAUACAUUAUGAAGAUAUUCGAGAAAAUGAGGCCCGGCAACUUGGCGUCGGAUAUUUUGCAUUUGCCCGAGAUAAAGAGUUAAGAAAUAAGCAGAUGAAAACUUUAGAGAUGCUGCGUGAACAGACAACAGACCAGAGAACAAAACGAGAAAACAUAAAAGAAAAGCGAAAAGCUAUGUUAGAAGCAAGACUUGCUAAACUCCGACAAAAAAAGAUGAAAAAAUCAAAAGAUGAUGGAACAGAGGAAGAAAAUAAAGAUGGAGAUGUUAUUGGACCCUUACCACCAGAACCAGAGGCUGUGCCAACUCCACACAUUGCUGCCCAGAGCAGCAAAGUAGAAGUCAUCGUUCAGGAGAGGAAGGAUACCAGGCCCGGAGUGCCGCAUGUCCGGGAGUGGGACCGAGGAAAAGACUUUUCCUUCGGGUACUGGUCGAAGAGGCAGUCAGAUCUCCGGGCUGAAAGAGAUCCUGAGUUUGCCCCACCAUCGGAUUACUUCGUGGGUCAGAGGAGAACUGGUCAGUUCAGUAGCCAGACGUGGAGCAGACCUGCACCUGCACAGAGUGACAAAGAGCAGCACCCUGGCCAGGGCCCCGGCCCCAGCUGUUCAAAUACAUCAUCCUUUCCUGCCCCCAGCAGCCCACCGCCAGCCCCCACGGUCACAUUUGAAACUCUGGAUGAUAUGAUAUCAUAUUAUAAACAAGUGACAUGAACUUAAAAAACAUUCUGACCCUGGUCCAUACUGCUGAUGGUAUCUUCCUCCCCUAGACUGGAGAAAAUUAUUUACCUUUAGGGAGUGAAUUGUAACUUUCUUUUCCUGUCCUUUCCAUAGAAGAUACAGUUUGGAUUUGUCAGCAAGGAAGAAAAUGAAUGAUACCAUAGGAAAUCUGGAGCCAAUUGGCUGUUCGUUUCUUUCUAAUUGGUAUGGAG